AAGAAAUAGAGAGAGAAAAAUUGCCACCGCUACCUUCCAUCAGUUCCAUGGCAAUGACUCACUACUUUGUUCCAGUUUCUCCUGCAAUCAACCCCUCAAAAUGCCUUGCAGGAACCUCAAUCCCAACCCCAUCCUUCUGUUCUUCUCUUCCCAGCAAUUCCUUGCAAAGAUUUAAGACUCCCAAUCUUGCAUUUCUUCCCAAACUUUUGCGAAUUGGGCAAACAGGAAAGGUGAAGGCCCAAGCAUCAGAUGCUGCCGCCACUACAGCUGCAGAUGCUUUUACUGAUUUCAAGCAUCUGCUUUUACCAAUAACGGAUCAAAACCCCUAUCUGUCGGAGGGUUCAAGACAGGCUGCCGCUACUACUGCUGCUUUGGCUAAAAAGUAUGGAGCUAAUAUAACAGUUGUAGUUAUUGGUGAAAAUGAAAAAGCUUCACAGCCACAACAUGAAACCCAAUUAUCAAGCAUUCGUUGGCAUUUAUCAGAAGGCGGAUUCCAGGAGUUCAAUAUAUUGGAGAGACUAGGGGAAGGGAAAAAGCCAACAGCAAUCAUUGGUGAAGUUGCAGAUGAGAUGAACUUGGAUUUGGUUGUACUAAGCAUGGAUGCCAUCCACUCCAAGCAUGUCGACGCAAACCUGCUUGCCGAGUUCAUUCCCUGCCCUGUUCUUCUUUUGCCGCUCUAGGAAGACAUAAGAUGUUGUAUGACUUCUCAUUUCGUGUUCAGGUGCAAUGCAGUUUUUUAAAUCGACACAAAUGGCCUUAGUUCGAAAUGAUGUUCUUUUUUACUCCUUGCCCCCAACCUGUUUAUGGGUUCUGCCGUUUCUUCAAUUGGUGGUCAGAUGUUUAUAGAACUUUGAAAGCAAAAAAUGAACCCUAUGCUUGGCUAACUAAGGGAGCGUUUUGCAUUGCUUAAAAAAGAGGUUUUCAGUUUUUCUUCAA
Messenger RNA from Cuscuta epithymum, 936 nucleotides. Lineage: Eukaryota; Viridiplantae; Streptophyta; Magnoliopsida; Solanales; Convolvulaceae. The record is from the annotation of a GenBank genome assembly.